AUGGAUGCAAAGGAUGUUUUACAGGUGAAAUCAACAGGAAUUAAUGGUAUCUUGGAUGAGAAAGUGCUCCUGCUCGCUCGGAGGCGGCUGGCGGCGCGCCGCUGUUCCCGGGAACAGCCUGAGCUCAAGGCGCUGAAGGCUGGGCUUCAACAUGUUGCUGUUGCGGUAUGUCACGAGGAGAGCAGCUGGCCGGUUUUGACCAAUAUCAGAAUCCACUUUGGCCCCUGCUGGCGUGCUAGCCAGCCCAGUGGUGCAGAUUAUAGUGCUGUAGAUACAAAUCCUUUAUCGGUGUAUGUUAUGCAGCACCUCUGGAAUAGAAUCGUUAAGAUAGUGCCACUGUGGAUUGCACCUAACUUGCUUACCUUUUCUGGAUUUUUAUUGCUUUUAAUCAAUUAUUUCGUAUUAUGUUUUUAUGACUGGGAUUAUUCUGCCUCAGGUUCCAAGCUUAUUCCAAACUGGGUGUGGUGGUUUGCUGCUCUCUCUACCUUUUCUGCCUAUGCUUUAGAUUCUAUAGAUGGGAAACAUGCUAGAAGAACACAGUCCAGUACUCCUCUGGGAGAGCUAUUUGACCAUGGGUUGGAUAGCUGGGCUACUUCCCUUUUCACCAUUUCUUGGUUCUCUGUUUGUCGAAGUCCCAGGAGCUCCCCAGGAUUUUCUGAGCACAUGAUGUUCUUGUUCCUGAGCAUUGUUUUGCUUAACUUCAUGUUAUCCCAUUGGGAAAAAUAUAACACUGGAGUCCUUUUUCUUCCUUGGGGAUACGACCUAAGCCAAGUGGCACUGGUAGCAGGGUAUCUGCUGACAGCUAUUGUUGGUGUGGAACUUUGGCACAAACCUUUGGUGUGUGGUUAUUAUGUUACAACUGUAUCAAUGACCUUGGUUAUAGCUUGCAGCGUUUUCCUUUCUCUCCCACAGACGAUCUACAACAUCUACACGGCAUACCAGAUGAAAACACUGAAGAAGGAUUCUUUAUAUGAAGCUUUGCUGCCUUUGGUGUCUCCUGCCCUCUUGUUUUUCCUCCUGACUGUUUGGGUGACUUUAUCUCCAUGUGAUAUAUUAAUCAAGCAGCCCAGAUUAUUUUUAUUUAUGGUUGGUGUUGCCUUCUCCAGUGUUGCUUGCAGAGUGAUCAUCUGCCAAAUGAGCAACACCAGAUCUGAAUCAUUCCACUACCUCCUGUUUCCAUUGGCUCUUGUGGUCUUUGCGGCAGUAACAGGGCUUCUUGGGAGAAUGGAAGAAACGGUGUUCCUGGCCUUCACUGCAUUAACCACAGUGGCUCAUGUGCACUAUGGAGUGUGUGUGGGGAGACAAUUAAGUCAACACUUGAACAUUUAUAUCUUUUCCAUGAAGAAACGUGCCCAGGAAUAACUUUGCUGUCGAGGAACAGUCAAGAUCUGCCCUGAUGAUCCUGGAUCAUGUUCUUUCUAGGAACAAUGAGACUCGAUGUACCUGAAUGACCAAAGCAUCUUCAUACACUUAAUGAAUAUAAUGGAAUCCAUAUUUAAA
Dromiciops gliroides (monito del monte) is the source of this 1500-nucleotide messenger RNA. Its product is annotated as ethanolaminephosphotransferase 1-like. NCBI's taxonomy places the organism in Eukaryota, Metazoa, Chordata, Mammalia, Microbiotheria, Microbiotheriidae. Gene Ontology annotation, molecular function: ethanolaminephosphotransferase activity. The record is from RefSeq and is a predicted model, not a curated record. Gene Ontology annotation, biological process: phosphatidylethanolamine biosynthetic process. Gene Ontology annotation, cellular component: endoplasmic reticulum membrane; Golgi apparatus. Bases 1 to 1362 code for a protein of 453 amino acids. The transcript has 12 exons.